Molecule: messenger RNA, 1221 nt
Organism: Marmota flaviventris (yellow-bellied marmot)
Lineage: Eukaryota; Metazoa; Chordata; Mammalia; Rodentia; Sciuridae
Source: RefSeq, a predicted model, not a curated record
AUGAAGCUGGUCCUCCUCUUGUGCCUGACGCUGAUCAGCCCUCAGCUGGCCUCCCUCCGACGCCACAACUCUCGUGAGACAAAGAAGAAAAUCAAGGAACCCGCUGUCCAUGACACAGUGGCCCCCAGCACCAGGGAAUUCACCUUUGACCUCUACAGAGCCUUGGCUUCCAAUGCCCCUGGACAGAACAUCUUCUUCUCUCCCCUGAGCAUCUCCAUGAGCCUGGCCAUGCUCACCCUGGGGGCCCGCUCCAACACCAGGGCGCAGAUCCUGGAGGGCCUGGGCCACAGCCUGCAGCCCGGCUCGGAAGAGGAACUCCACAACACCUUCCAGAAGCUUCUGCAGGAGCUCAGUCAGCCCAGAGAGGGCCUCGAGCUCAGCCUCGGCAACGCCCUCUUCAUGGACCCUAUAGUGAGCGUUCAGGAGGGCUUUCUGAGGGCCAUGAAGACUAUGUACCAGGCGGACAUUUUCCCCACCAACUUUGGGGACUCCACAGAAGCCCAGAAGCAGAUCAAUGACUACGUGGCAAAGAAAACCAAGGGCAAGAUUGUGGACUUGAUCCAGAACCUCGACAGCACCCACAUCAUAGUGAUGGUGAAUUACAUUUUCUUUAAAGCUAAGUGGGAGACAGGCUUCAGCCCCGAAAACACCAAAGAGCAAGAUUUCCACGUGAACUGGGACACCACCGUGAAGGUGUCCAUGAUGAACCGUGAGGAUCAAUAUUACUACUUCCUGGACCGCAACCUCUCCUGCGAGGUGGUGGGGGUCCCCUACGAAGGCAACGCCACUGCCCUUCUCAUCCUCCCCAGCGAGGGCAAGAUGGUGCAGGUGGAGAACGGCCUGACCGGGAAAAGGCUGGGGAAGUGGCUUCACUUGCUCACCAAGAGGCAGCUGGACCUUUACCUUCCCAAGUUCUCCAUCGAGGGCUCCUAUCAGCUGGAGAAAAUCCUGCCCAAGAUAGGGAUCAGCCAAAUCUUCACCUCCCAGGCCGACCUGAGCGGCCUCACCAACCACUCCAACAUCCAGGUGUCCGAGAUGGUGCACCGCGCCGUGGUGGAGGUGGACGAGUCAGGAACCAAAGCAGCUGCAGCCACAGGGACAGUCUUCAUGUUCAGGUCGGCCCGACUGAGUUCUCAGAGGGUCGUGUUCAACAAACCCUUUCUGCUGGCCAUCGUGGAAAACACGGACUUCCUCUUCUUUGGCAAAGUGACCCAACCCUGA